AUUACGGUCGUAAGGAGUGAAUUCAUGAUCGUGAAAUUAUGUAUCUAAAUUUGCGACCCUAUCCUUAAAAAACCCAACUUAUCAUUGAAAUCUCAAUUUAUUGAAUAUCGACAACUUGCCAAAUUGUGAGCAUCAAAAUGGAAAAUAAAAGUGCCAACUUGAACCAUUUUAUUUUCCCAUGCCAAACCACGUUGACUUUUGGAAUUAAGAAAAAAGUCAAAAUCAUUUAACAUUGACUCGUACCAAAAAGUCACGUGACGAUCUCGCUGUCGCACGCGGACGUGCCGGCGACGAUUCAGCUCAAAUACAAACCCAAAAUAACAAAAACACCCCCCAAACCCCAUCAAUAUAAAAACCCACCCCACCCCUUCCCAAUUUCUAAUAUUCUCUACUCAGAAACCCUAAAACGAUGUCGUCUUACCCUCCAGCGAACCCCUUCCCCGGCGGCCCUCCGCCGCCGCAAGCAUAUCCCUUCCCCGCCGCGCCUCCGCCGAAUUAUCACCAACCUCCGCCCCCCCAAUCUUCUCCGUUCGCCCCCGUCGUCCCCAACCCGACUCCCGGCGGCUACCCCCCGGCGGCGUACGGAAACCCUAAUUUUGCGUCGCUGGUUCCGUCGGCGUUCCCUCCGGGGACCGAUCCGAACGUGAUUUCGAGCUUCCAAAUGGCGGAUCAAGACAACAGCGGAUUCAUCGACGAUAAGGAGCUGCAGCGGGCGCUGUCGAUGUAUUUCCAGAAUUUUGGGCUCAGGACAGUUCAUCUGCUAAUGUAUCUUUUCACGAACAGCAAUGUCAGGAAGAUCGGUCCUAAGGAAUUCAGUCAGGUCUUUUAUUGUCUUCAAUCAUGGAAGGCAAUAUUCGAGAGAUUCGACAAAGACAGAAGUGGGAAGAUUGACACAGUCGAACUGAGGGAAGCACUCCUUAGCUUAGGGUUUUCUGUCUCCCCACUGGUCUUGGAUUUGCUCGUCUCCAAGUUCGACAAAAAUGGUGGAGUAAGCAAGGCCAUCGAAUACGACAAUUUCAUUGAGUGCUGUCUCACUGUCAAGGGACUUACGGAGAAAUUCAAGGAGAAGGAUACGACUUUCACCGGAUCGGCUACCUUCAAUUACGAAACUUUUAUGUUAACAGUUUUACCAUUUGUUGUUGCCUAGGACAACCAACGUUAGUAUUAUUUCUUGAGUUUGUUUCUUGCAAAAUCUUCCUUGAAUUUAUGUACUUUUUCAUUGUAAUCUUCCUGCAGCUGUUAUUUCAUUUGCAAUUGUUUCUUCA
Molecule: messenger RNA, 1265 nt
Organism: Andrographis paniculata
Lineage: Eukaryota; Viridiplantae; Streptophyta; Magnoliopsida; Lamiales; Acanthaceae
Product: calcium-binding protein CBP-like
Exons: 5
Coding region: 410-1147 (245 amino acids)
Molecular function (GO): calcium ion binding
Source: RefSeq, a predicted model, not a curated record